Molecule: messenger RNA, 975 nt
Organism: Ctenocephalides felis (cat flea)
Lineage: Eukaryota; Metazoa; Arthropoda; Insecta; Siphonaptera; Pulicidae
Product: protein obstructor-E-like
Exons: 3
Coding region: 1-975 (324 amino acids)
Cellular component (GO): extracellular region
Molecular function (GO): chitin binding
Source: RefSeq, a predicted model, not a curated record
AUGACUGGUAAAUUGGUCAUUUUAACGAUUGCCCUGUGUGUUGCUUAUGUCGCUUGCGACGACAUCUGCAAGGGUCAAGAACACGGAUCCUUCCAACAAGACUCCAAAAAUUGCAGCAAAUACUACCAAUGCGUUAAUGGCAAAGGAGUUUCCUUGACCUGCCCAAAUGACUACUAUGGAAAGAUGAAAAUAAAUGCACCCGAAUCCCUAUGUACUGGUCUUGAUGGAGUUUUCUUAGCUGACCCUAAGGUAUGCGCAAGAUAUUAUGUAUGCGCCAAAGGUUACGCCGUACAGAAAUCUUGUGGUGGAAGUCUCUUAUGGAAUGAUGCUUUGAAAUACUGUGACUUCCCACAAAAUGUAGAUUGUGGUGAUGCAGCAGUCGAGAAACCCCAUGUUGAAAGCGACGAAAUCUGCAAGGAUCAACCAAAUGGAUCAUACCACGAAGACUACAAAAACUGCAGCAAAUAUUAUCAAUGUGUAAAUGGAACAGCAAAAUCUCUAACUUGUCCAAACGACUACUUGUGGAAAGACGAAAACAAGUGGUGCGACUUCCCAUACAAUGUAGAUUGCGGUAGCAGGCCAAACCCUCACCCAGCUCCAGAAUCACUUUGCUCUGGCUUAGAUGGCGUUUUCUUGGCAGAUCCUGAAAACUGCUCCAAAUACUACAUUUGCGCUAAAGGAUACGCUGUAUCUAAGGCUUGCGGGGGUAAUCUUUUGUGGAACGACGCAAUGAAAUAUUGUGAUCAGCCAGGAAAUGUAGAUGUGGGAGAAACUGCCACUGGAAAACCUCAACCGACUCACAAACCAGAAGAAAAUGGUUGCCCAGCUGUUGACGGGGCCAGUAGAUGUCCUCUUGCCCAACCAGCUGAUGCUCUACUUUUUCAAUGCUUCAGAGGAACAAAAAGUUCUACACAAAUGCAAACCAGGACUUUUAUGAAGACAAAAAUGAAUAUGCGACUACCCCGAGAACGUUGA